AUGCCUGGGAUGGUUUUGCUGUCUUACCCCCUGCUGGGGCUAUCCCUGCUGACUGUGCUGGCGGCUGCCCUGCUGGUGGCCAUCCUGCAUUUCUGGCAGGGUGCUCCAGCACGGACAAAGAUCCCCAAGGCACAGAAGCGUAGGGAGAUAGCGCUGCAGCAGAUGGCAGCUUUGGCACAGCGUCUCCGGGAGCAGGAACCAGGCCUGGACCCCAAGCCCAUCCUGGAGCUGCCCCUGGUGAAGCUGGCCCAGAAAUUGCAGGCAGAAGAGCUGAGUCUGGAGAGCGUCCUCUGUAGCUAUUUAGAGGAGGCACUGAAGGUGCACCAGGAGGUGAACUGCCUGACGGAUUUCCUGGGGGAAUGUGAGAAGGAACUGCAGGCAUUGAAGAAGCUCAAGAAGAGUGAGAGAGGGCUUCUCUAUGGGGUCCCCAUCAGCCUCAAGGACCCUUAUGACUGCCUGGGCCAUGAUUCUACGUGCGGCUUGGCCCAGUUCCUGGAGAAGCCAGCAGCUGAGGACGGGGUCAUUGUGAAAGUGCUGAAGGCCCAGGGAGCUAUUCCCUUCGUUAAGACCAACAUCCCCCAGACACUGCUCAGGUCUUUGAAGUGCUCUGAAUGCAGCAACCCCAUCUAUGGGCAGACUCUGAACCCUUUGAACUUGAAGAAGAGCCCUGGAGGGUCCUCAGGGGGUGAAGGAGCUCUUCUGGCAGCAAAGGGUUCCAUCCUGGGCAUGGGCAGUGACACAGGUGGCAGCAUCCGCAUACCAGCCAGCUUUUGUGGUGUCUAUGGCCUCCGAACCACAGGAAACCGCCUCAGGUACUCAGUGGUGGUGUUGGAGGAGGUGAGCACCGUGGCUGGCCCCAUGGCCCAGGAUGUGGACAGCUUGGUGUUGAGCAUGCGAGCCCUGCUGAGCAAGGACAUGCACCAGCUGGACCCCACUGUGCCUUUCAUGCCCUUCAGGGAGGAGGUAUACUCCAGUAACCGGCCACUUCGGAUUGGCUACUAUGAAUCAGAUGGAUACACUGAACCAUCUCCUAGCAUGGCCAGGGCUGUGAGGCUCACCUGCAGGCUGCUCCAGGAUGCAGGACAUGAGGUCAUCCCCUUCUCUAUCCCCCGGAUAGAGUAUGCGGUACAUCUGUACCGAGCGGGUGUGUAUGCCGAUGGAGGGGCCACUCUCAUCCAGAAGCUUGAGGGAGACAUUGUGGACCCCUCCAUGAAGAUGGUGGUCAGCAUACUCCGCCUGCCAAACCCAGUGAAGAGCAUCUUGGCAUGGAUCCUGAAGAACACAGAAUAUCAGCAAGAGUUCAUAGCCAAGUGGAAGUCCUUGGACCUGGAUGUGCUGCUGGCACCAUCUCUGGACCCUGCCUUCUAUAUAGGCUAUGGCUCCAAAGCAAUAGAGAGCAUCUCUUACACCGCCCUGUACAACCUGCUGAACUUCCCUGUUGGUGUGGUGCCUGUCACCACCGUGACACUGCAGGACGAGGAGGAACAGGCCUUCUACAAGGGAUACUACGGAGAUAGUAAUGACAGAAAUUUCGCAGAGGCGAUAAAAGGAUCCCUGGGACUUCCAGUGGCUGUGCAGUGCAUCGCUUUGCCAUGGGAAGAAGAGCUGUGUCUUCGGUUCAUGAAGGAGGUCGAGACCAUGACCAAGAACCAGAGGGAACCCAAAUGA
This is a messenger RNA of Phyllostomus discolor (pale spear-nosed bat), 1668 nucleotides long. Its product is annotated as fatty-acid amide hydrolase 1-like. Gene Ontology annotation, biological process: fatty acid catabolic process. The transcript has 12 exons. NCBI's taxonomy places the organism in Eukaryota, Metazoa, Chordata, Mammalia, Chiroptera, Phyllostomidae. Gene Ontology annotation, molecular function: fatty acid amide hydrolase activity; amidase activity. The record is from RefSeq and is a predicted model, not a curated record. Bases 1 to 1668 code for a protein of 555 amino acids.